This is a messenger RNA of Syzygium oleosum, 755 nucleotides long. RefSeq lists its product as uncharacterized. The coding region runs from base 12 to 755 and encodes 247 amino acids. The transcript is spliced from 2 exons. NCBI's taxonomy places the organism in Eukaryota, Viridiplantae, Streptophyta, Magnoliopsida, Myrtales, Myrtaceae. The record is from RefSeq and is a predicted model, not a curated record.
UGACCCAAAGAAUGGCGACUGGCAAAGUGAGCUUGAAGCUUGUGAUCAACAAGAGCAACCGAACGGUGCUCUUUGCUGAGGCAGGCAAAGAUUUUGUUGACUUCCUCUUCCAUAUCCUCGCAUUACCGGUCGGACAGGUGAUCCAGCUCCUCACGAAAACUGGGACGGUGGGCAGUUUAGGCAAUCUCUACGGCAGCGUCGAGAAGCUGCACGAUGUGUACAUCAAAUCUUCCAUGAAAGACGUUCUCUUGAAACCCAAAGCACCCGCCUUUGUCUCUGGACUCCCAUUUCUAUUGCCUGAUACUCUUCCGUCUUCAGAUUCAAGGCCGGAAAACUACUACAGGUGCUCCAAAACUUACUGUGGGGGUGGCUAUGUGGCCGAGGAACCUUCUCUAAAAUGUCCCGGGUGCGGCCUUAUGAUGAAAAAAGUAUGCAAACUUGUCAAAUCACCGGUUGCUGCUGCGGCAUCAGCAGCGAAAUGGAACGGUAAGGGCGGUUUGGUGCUAGGGGAGGUGACGUACAUGGUGAUGGACGAUCUGACGGUGAAGCCGACGUCGGCUAUUUCGAGCAUUACUAUGCUCAAGAAGUUCAACGUGGAGGAGAUUGGGCUUAUUGAGGAGAAGGUGGUCAGCUUGGGAACGGACGAGGGUAUAAAGCUGCUGAGGACUUCAUUUCACUCCGAGAAGGUUCUCACUGACGUCUUCCUCCGUGUGAAGCCCGAUGUCUUCGUCGGUGUGAAGCGAGAGAGAUCGUGA